Messenger RNA from Saccharomycodes ludwigii, 2451 nucleotides. It is a transcript of the gene GCD6, whose product is annotated as translation initiation factor eIF2B catalytic subunit epsilon. The transcript has a single exon. Gene Ontology annotation, biological process: biosynthetic process. Gene Ontology annotation, molecular function: guanyl-nucleotide exchange factor activity; translation initiation factor binding; translation initiation factor activity. Gene Ontology annotation, cellular component: eukaryotic translation initiation factor 2B complex. The record is from RefSeq and is a predicted model, not a curated record. Bases 1 to 2451 code for a protein of 816 amino acids. Lineage: Eukaryota; Fungi; Ascomycota; Saccharomycetes; Saccharomycodales; Saccharomycodaceae.
AUGGCCGUGAAGAAAUCCAAGAAUAAUAAUAAACACAACAGCAACAAUAAGAAAAACAAUGGUCACACUAAUGACAACUUUACUCCCGAAGAAAGAUUACAAGCCGUUGUUUUAACGGAUUCUUUUCAGACGAGAUUUAUGCCGUUAACCAAUGAUAAGCCAAGAUGCCUAUUACCUUUGGCUAACCAACCACUAUUAGAAUAUACCUUGGAGUUCUUAGCUAAGGCCAAUGUCGUGAAUGAAGUCUAUUUGGUAUGUGCAUCGCAUGCUGAUCAGAUUAAAAAAUAUAUAAUGGAAAGCAAAUGGAGUUUGCCAUGGUCACCUUUCAAAGUCAAUACAAUCAUGUCAUUAGAAAGCAGAAGUGUAGGUGAUGCUAUGAGAGACAUCGACAACAGGGGUAUCAUUACUGGUGAUUUUAUAUUGGUUUCUGGUGAUUUAGUCACCAAUAUGAAUUUUGAAAAUUUUUUGAAUUUUCACAAGCAACAAAAAAAUGUUGACAAGGACCACAUAGUUACCAUGUGCUUAGCUGAGUGUUCUCAGUUUGAUAGGCUAAGAGGACAACAGCCUGCAGCAUUUAUAAUGGACAAGAGCAACAAUCGAUGCUUGUAUUAUCAGGAGAUCCCUAAGGCUAGUUGUCCCAAGAAACUGAAAACUAGCGUUAACCUUGACCCCGAAAUUUUGGAGGGUGUUGCUGAAUUUGUUUUACGCAAUGAUUUAGUUGAUUGCUUUGUUGAUAUUUGUUCUCCUCAAGUUCCUGCCAUUUUCCAGGAAAACUUUGAUUACGAAUUUCUGAGAAGGGAUUUUGUCAAGGGUGUUUUAAGCAGUGAUUUGCUGAAAAAACAUAUUUAUUCUUAUAUCACAGGAAAUGCUAACAGUAACGGUAACAGCAGCAACAAUAAUAAUGAGUAUUGUGCCAGAGUAGAAAGCUGGUCUUCAUAUGAUAUGAUUUCACAGGAUUUACUUAAUAGAAGUUGCUAUCCAUUGGUUUUAGAAGCUAAUUUAUUAAAUGACCAAACUUAUUCAUAUGAAAUGCCACACAUUUAUAAGGAAAAUAACGUUAUCUUGGCACAAUCUUGCAAAAUUGACAAGAAUACGGCAAUUGGUAGUAACACCAAAAUUGGUCAUGGCACUUUUAUUGAAAAUAGUAUUAUUGGCAGAAAUGUAACCAUUGGAGAUAAUGUUAAGAUUAUAAACAGUUACAUAUGGGAUAAUGCUGUUGUGGAGGAUAAUUGUAUCGUUUAUCAUUCCAUUUUGGCCUAUAAUGUGAAGCUAGGCUGUAAUGUCGAAUUAAAAGAUGGCUGUGUUAUUGGAUUUAAUUGUGUAAUUGAUUCUGAUAAAGUUAUUCCAAAAGGUACAAAAUUAGCUUUGAAACCUGUUACCAAAUACUCAAAAAAAAAUGCAUUUAUGGAUGAUUUACGCGAUGGUGAAGGUUCUAGCGAUGAUGUUUCAAGCGACGAUGAAGAUUUUAGUGAGGACAUAGCCAGUGAUUCAAGUAGUGCUACUACUACUAAUACGGCUAAAGUUUCCGACCUAAAACUAUUGUCUUUAGAAAUAAUUGGUAAAAAUGGCCAAGGUUAUAUCUAUAAUAGUGAUAAUGAUGACGAUGAUGAUGACGACGAUGACGAUGACGAUGACGACGAUGAUGAGCAAAUUACUGAUAAGUCGAUUAAAAAUACUUUGUGUUAUCAAAUGGACGAAUUAUACUUGAGUGAUAGUAAUCUAUCUGGAGGUUCCAACAGCAUGAAACGUAUUAGAAGGAAAAAGAAGAGAACCAUGUCUACUACAAGCUAUGUUACCGAGGAUGAGUACAUUAGCGAUGAUGUUGAAGACGGGGAUGAUGAUGACGAAGAUUUUAAUAAAGAGGCUAUUGACACUAUAGAGAGAAGUAUGGAAAAUAACCAUGAUUUAGAUACUGCAAUGUUAGAGAUGAAUACUUUAAGAAUGAGUAUGAAUGUUACAUACCACGAAGUUAGAUUGGCCACUGUUCAGGCGAUGAUGAAACGGGUGUAUAAUUUUGUUAUGACAGGUACUUUGAAGCCCAAAGAAGCUGUAGUUAAAGUUUUUGCUCAUUGGGGUGCUUUAUUUAAAAGAGAAGCUUUUGAUGAGGAUGAAUUUGUUGAUUUAAUGAAUAUAAUAAUGAAUGAUUGUGAACAAGUAUUUAGUUCCGUUUCUUCUGCUGGUAGUGGAGUAAAACCACCUCCAGGAUUCGAAAUUAAGGCUGAUUUCAUAUUAUUCAAUUGCUUUAAUAUUCUAUAUGAUUUAGAUAUUUUGGAGGAGGAAAUUAUUUACAAAUGGUGGGAUUUAUUGAAUAAAGAUAAUGGUCAAUCUAGGGAGGUUAAUAGAUUGGUUACCAAAUGGAUCGAAUGGUUAAAGACUGCAGAAGAGGAAGAAGAAGAAGAGGAAGAAGAAGAGGAGGAAGAAGAUAAUGAGAAUGGAGCUACAGAGAAGUGA